AUGGCAAUGGAAACCAAACAGCAGACGGAAGCCAUGAUAGCUUUCAUGUACAUCGCCUUAGUAGUUGGCCUGUUCCUGCUCAACUCAGAUCGCAUUCAGAAAGCCAUUGAGAUAUGGAACGAAUGUUUGAUUUUGCUAAAUAACACCGAUCAAAACAGCAAAGACCAAUUCAUUUCACGACUCCCACUAAUAUACAAGGCCAUUUAUUCUGCUCUUUUCGGCGCUUAUCGUAGUAUCUCUGACUACAUCAGUGCGGAAAGAUACGGCAUGAAACUGCUUGUCUUACUCAGCGAGACUGGUGACUUAGUAACAGAAGGAGAUGUAAGCAUGGCUCUAGCAGAGAUAAUUGAGAGUCAAAACAGGUUUACAGACGCCAAAAACCUUUAUGAAAAAGCAGUUAAUAUAAAGAGACAGACGGGUGAAAAAAAUGGAGAAGCAAGCGCCUGCAUAAGACUCGGAAAUAUGUUUCAUAAACUUGGCGAAAACCUUAAAGCGAAGAAGUAUCUUCAGAGGGCCCUUGCCAUAACAACCGAAAUUGGCGACAAAAGAGGAGAAGCAUCCUGUCACGGAAACCUAGGAGCAGUGCUUCAGUCGCUCGGGCAAUACGACAAGGCUAAAGAGUAUCUCCAAAAAGCGCUUGUCAUUAGAACUGAGAUUGGCGACCGAAAAGGAGAGGCAUUAUGCUACGGAAACCUAGCUACUGUGUUUCAUUCGCUCGGGCAAUACGACAAGGCUAAAGAGUAUCUUCAAAAAGCGCUUGUCAUCAGAACUGAGAUUGGCGACAGAAAAGGAGUAGCAGCUGACUACGGAAACCUAGGUACUGUGUUUCAUUCGCUCGGGCAAUACGACAAGGCUAAAGAGUAUCAUCAAAAAGCGCUUGUCAUCAGAACUGAGAUUGGCGACAGAAAAGGAGUAGCAGCUGACUACGGAAACCUAGGUAUUGUGUUUCAUUCGCUCGGGCAAUACGACAAGGCUAAAGAGUAUCUCCAAAAAGCGCUUGUCAUCAGAACUGAGAUUGGCGACAGAGAAGGAGUAGCAGCUGACUACGGAAACCUAGGUACUGUGUUUCAUUCGCUCGGGCAAUACGACAAGGCUAAAGAGUAUCUUCAAAAAGCGCUUGUCAUCAGAACUGAGAUUGGCGACAGAAAAGGAGUAGCAGCUGACUACGGAAACCUAGGUACUGUGUUUCAUUCGCUCGGGCAAUACGACAAGGCUAAAGAGUAUCUUCAAAAAGCGCUUGUCAUCAGAACUGAGAUUGGCGACAGAAAAGGAGUAGCAGCUGACUACGGAAACCUAGGCACUGUGUUUCAUUCGCUCGGGCAAUACGACAAGGCUAAAGAGUAUCAUCAAAAAGCGCUUGUCAUCAGAACUGAGAUUGGCGACAGAGAAGGAGUAGCAGCUGACUACGGAAACCUAGGUACUGUGUUUCAUUCGCUCGGGCAAUACGACAAGGCUAAAGAGUAUCUUCAAAAAGCGCUUGUCAUCAGAACUGAGAUUGGCGACAGAAAAGGAGUAGCAGCUGACUACGGAAACCUAGGUACUGUGUUUCAUUCGCUCGGGCAAUACGACAAGGCUAAAGAGUAUCAUCAAAAAGCGCUUGUCAUCAGAACUGAGAUUGGCGACAGAAAAGGAGUAGCAGCUGACUACGGAAACCUAGGUACUGUGUUUCAUUCGCUCGGGCAAUACGACAAGGCUAAAGAGUAUCUCCAAAAAGCGCUUGUCAUCAGAACUGAGAUUGGCGACAGAGAAGGAGUAGCAGCUGACUACGGAAACCUAGGUACUGUGUUUCAUUCGCUCGGGCAAUACGACAAGGCUAAAGAGUAUCUUCAAAAAGCGCUUGUCAUCAGAACUGAGAUUGGCGACAGAAAAGGAGUAGCAGCUGACUACGGAAACCUAGGUACUGUGUUUCAUUCGCUCGGGCAAUACGACAAGGCUAAAGAGUAUCAUCAAAAAGCGCUUGUCAUCAGAACUGAGAUUGGCGACAGAAAAGGAGUAGCAGCUGCCUACGGAAACCUAGGCACUGUGUUUCAUUCGCUCGGGCAAUACGACAAGGCUAAAGAGUAUCUCCAAAAAGCGCUUGUCAUCAGAACUGAGAUUGGCGACAGAAAAGGAGAGGCAUCAUGCUACGGAAACCUAGGUACUGUGUUUCAUUCGCUCGGGCAAUACGACAAGGCUAAAGAGUAUCAUCAAAAAGCGCUUGUCAUCAGAACUGAGAUUGGCGACAGAAAAGGAGUAGCAGCUGACUACGGAAACCUAGGUACUGUGUUUCAUUCGCUCGGGCAAUACGACAAGGCUAAAGAGUAUCAUCAAAAAGCGCUUGUCAUCAGAACUGAGAUUGGCGACAGAGAAGGAGUAGCAGCUGACUACGGAAACCUAGGUACUGUGUUUCAUUCGCUCGGGCAAUACGACAAGGCUAAAGAGUAUCAUCAAAAAGCGCUUGUCAUCAGAACUGAGAUUGGCGACAGAAAAGGAGUAGCAGCUGACUACGGAAACCUAGGUACUGUGUUUCAUUCGCUCGGGCAAUACGACAAGGCUAAAGAGUACUUGGAGAAAGCUUUAUCCAUAUCCAGAGAUAUUGGAGAUAGAAGAACAGUGUUCCAAAUUCUUCAAGAAUACGCCAUUUUGUAUUUAUUUCAAAAUAAAGUCGAAGACUCCCUUUCGUGUCUUCAACUUUGUAUUGAAAAGUAUGAGGAGCUGAGAUCUUUCUUGGGCGCCAAUGAUCAGUUCAAAACAUCAUUUCUGGAGCACUCAGGAAUAUUCCCCUACAAGCUGCUUUGCACUCUGCUUUGUGACACCGGAAAAACUCGUGAUGCUCUUUACGUUGAGGAGUUGGGUCGAGCUAGAGGCCUAUCAGACUUGAUGGCAGAGAAGUACUCGGUUGAUACGCACAUCUCUGCUAAUCCACAAUCUUGGUUUGGCAUUGAAAACAUUUUUAGAAAGAAAAACAACUGUACUUGUCUGUACAUUUCUUAUUUUCACAAUCAUCUGCAUUUGUGGAUCUUGAAAACAAGUGGAGUCCUUCACUAUAGAAGAAUAUCACCUGAAGAGAAUCUAGUUCAGGCCGGGUUGCCCAAAGACUUGCCUCUGAGUAAAUUUUUGGCUAAAAAUUUCCGGAGUCUUGGUAUUUUGCCCAUUGAAGAUUGUGAAGAUCGGUCUUUAAAUGUGGUUGAAUCGCAACCUCUCUCCCCCGAACAAAAAAGCUCAGCAAGGUUGCGACUCGUGGAGGAGGGCGAGGACGAGGAAGUCAUUUCAAGUCUAUCCUUGUGUUACAAAAUGUUUAUUGCCCCUGUUUAUGAUUUGCUUGAGGAGCCUGAAGUGAUUAUUGUUCCUGACCGCAGUUUGUACAAAGUUCCCUUUGCUGCCCUGAGUGAAAAGGAGGGAGCCGAAUACCUGUCAGAGACUCGUAGGAUCCGUAUCAUUCCUUCUUUGACAACACUCAAGAUGAUUCAAGAUAGUCCAGAGGACUAUCACAGCAACACUGGUGCCUUGAUAAUAGGCAAUCCCACGGUUGAUGGGCUGUCGCCAUUGCCAGGUGCAAGAAAGGAAGCGGAGAUGGUCGGACUACUGCUGGGCGUUCCCCCCCUGGUUGAAGAGGAAGCAACGAAGCAGGCAGUAAUAGAGCGGAUAAGUUCAGUGAGCCUAAUACAUUUUGCUGCCCAUGGUAACGCCGAAAGGGGAGAAAUUGCCCUCUCCCCCAUUCCUUCUGCCAACAGUCGAAACGCUAUCCCACAGGAAGCUUACAUGUUGACGAUGGCUGAUGUCUCACGAGUGAAAAUCAGAGCCAAACUGGUGGUACUUAGCUGCUGUCACAGUGGAAGUGGAGAGAUAACAGCCGAGGGAGUUAUAGGAAUUGCCCGUGCGUUCUUAGGAUCCGGUGCUCGCUCGGUGUUGGUUGCGCUGUGGGCCAUUUCAGACUCAGCAACAGAGAAGCUGAUGAGUCGGUUCUACGAACACCUUGUUGAAGGAGAAAGUGCCAGUGAAUCCCUUCAUCGGGCCAUGAAGUGGAUGAGAAAAAACGGCUUGACCAAAGUGUCUGAGUGGGCUUCGUUUACGCUGAUUGGAGAUGAUGUUAGGCUCGAGUUCACAAACAGAGGAAAACAGACCCCGACAGAGUAA
Pocillopora verrucosa is the source of this 4116-nucleotide messenger RNA. The record is from RefSeq and is a predicted model, not a curated record. Lineage: Eukaryota; Metazoa; Cnidaria; Anthozoa; Scleractinia; Pocilloporidae.